UCGGGCGUCCCGGCAGCAUCAGCCGCCCGACCCGGCCAGACCCGACCCCGCCGACCCCGCGCGCCGCCCGCCAUGCAGCCCCAAGCCCCCGGCCGCCGACACACCCCCCAGCGCGGCUACGCCGUGACCCGGAGCCCCCAUCUCAACAAGGACUUGGCUUUUACCCUGGAAGAGAGACAGCAGUUGAACAUUCAUGGAUUGUUGCCACCUUGCUUCAUCAGCCAGGAUAUCCAGGUCCUUAGAGUAAUUAAGAAUUUCGAGCAUCUGAACUCUGAUUUUGACAGGUAUCUUCUCUUAAUGGAUCUUCAAGAUAGAAAUGAAAAGCUCUUUUAUAGAGUGCUAACGUCUGACAUUGAGAAAUUCAUGCCUAUCGUUUAUACACCCACUGUGGGUCUGGCUUGCCAACAAUACAGUUUAGCAUUUCGGAAGCCGAGAGGUCUGUUUAUUAGUAUCCAUGAUCGAGGGCAUAUUGCUUCUGUUCUUAAUGCAUGGCCAGAAGAUGUCAUCAAGGCUAUUGUGGUGACUGACGGAGAGCGUAUUCUUGGCCUGGGAGACCUUGGCUGUAAUGGGAUGGGCAUCCCCGUGGGUAAACUGGCUCUGUAUACAGCUUGUGGAGGGAUGAAUCCUCAACAAUGUCUGCCUGUCAUGCUGGACGUGGGAACAGAAAAUGAGGAGUUACUUAAAGAUCCAUUGUACAUUGGACUCCGGCAGAGAAGAGUGAGAGGUCCUGAAUAUGAUGAUUUCUUGGAUGAAUUCAUGGAGGCAGUUUCUUCCAAGUAUGGCAUGAAUUGCCUUAUUCAGUUUGAAGAUUUUGCCAAUAUAAAUGCAUUUCGGCUCCUGAAAAAGUAUCAAAACCAGUACUGCACAUUCAAUGAUGAUAUUCAAGGAACGGCAUCUGUCGCAGUUGCUGGCAUCCUUGCAGCCCUUCGAAUAACCAAGAAUAAGCUGUCUGAUCAAACAGUACUAUUCCAAGGAGCUGGAGAGGCUGCCUUAGGGAUUGCACACUUGAUUGUUAUGGCCAUGGAGAAAGAAGGUUUACCAAAGGAGAAAGCCAUGAAGAAGAUAUGGUUGGUGGACUCGAAAGGAUUAAUAGUUAAGGGACGCGCUGCCUUAACACAAGAGAAAGAGGAAUUUGCCCAUGAACAUGAAGAAAUGAAGAACCUGGAAGCCAUUGUUCGAGAUAUAAAACCAACCACCCUCAUCGGAGUUGCUGCGAUUAGAGGUGCAUUCUCAGAGCAAAUUCUCAAAGACAUGGCAACCUUCAAUGAACGGCCUAUUAUUUUUGCUUUGAGUAAUCCAACUAGCAAAGCAGAAUGUACUGCAGAGCAGUGCUAUAAACUGACCAAGGGUCGUGCCAUUUUUGCCAGUGGCAGUCCUUUUGACCCUGUCACUCUCCCAAGUGGACAGACCCUAUAUCCUGGCCAAGGCAACAAUUCCUAUGUGUUUCCUGGAGUUGCUCUCGGUGUGGUGGCGUGUGGACUGAGGCAUAUCACGGAUAAGAUUUUUCUCACCAUUGCUGAGGCACAUGGGAUCCCAGCUCCCUGACCAGGGAUCGAACCCGUACCUCUGCAUUGGAAGGCGAAGUCUUAACCACUGGACCUCCAGGGAAGUCCCUCAAGUUCCUUUCAACUAAGCUUCUUCCUAGUAUUCAGUUUUUUGCCCUCACUUUUCUCUUUCCUUUUAAAGUCUACUUUCACAGAUCUCACACAUUCUCUUAUUUCCAUUAUCAUCAUUCUAAAAGGGGCCAAGUCUGUAUAUCCCUAUUCUUAUCUUUCACCACAUCUCCAGUGACCUGAUGGGUAUUUCCACCAAAAUGCCCUAUUUCCUUAAAUACGAUGUGGAAAGCCAUUUCUUCUCUCCCCUUGCCCUCAAUAUCCGCAUUUCUGUUCGUGACACCCUUUCUAAGCGGCACUGAAGCUUAGAAGCCUGAUGUUCUUUUUAUCCUCCCUCAACCCAAAGCCUUUAAACACACCAGGCAUGUGCACACCCAUGUAACUGUCCGAUGUACCAUCCUGCCUGGAAAACUCCGAGACUCAUUCUCCACCUGUCUAAGCCUAUCUUCAGGUCACGGCUUAAGUCCCACCUCGUCCUUGGGUCCUUUUGGGGCCUCUCUGACUCAUUUUGAUCUUUCUCCUUAGCCAUGGCUGUCUUUAGCAAACACUUCAUUUGAUUCCUAGCUGUAUUAUGCUCUCGAGAGUUUCACGUAUUGAACAAUCAAGUCUUGCCUUAUAUUUAAAUUGUAUGUUAUCUUCUCUGAAGACAGAAGGUCUCCCAUAUACUUCUUUCAAAACACCAGUAGCACUAGUGCAAUAUUAAAGCACGUAGCAGAAACUGAGUAAAUACUUAUUGAAUUAAAUAGAACUAGCAGUCAGUAGUAUUUAUUAGUGAGAAUAAAUACAACACCACAGACACACCUCUAGAAGGGGCAAAAAGAAGAAGGUUCUUGUCUAGAUUAUAUUUUGUAGUUAACAAAAGUAGCAUGUAGGAGAUCUAGGUGAAUGUUUUGUUUGCCCACCCCAAAUCUAGUAACUGUUAGGGUUAUUGUCAAAGUACUAAUUGGAUCUCUUACGGAACUAGUAAUCUCAUGGAUUGGCACCAAUCUCAAAGACUAUUCCUGCACAUUUUUAUAUCACAAAGAGAUUUUUGGAUUUCUCGGUCCUCUGGACAGUCUCUGGGACCUCUGAUGCUCCCUGGGGACAGCCCUGCUGGCCCUGCGUGGUCUGUGCAGCAGCCUGGAACAGUCUCCUCCCUCCUGUUCACAUCUGGGAGGCAAACCUGGGCCUCCUACCCUCACACCCUCCUCCUAAGUCACCUGCUCUGUGUUCUCUCAUUCUCCUUGCCCCCACCCUUUCUGCUAUCUGCCCAGAGAGCACUAGAGAGAUCCCCACUGACAGCAGCGUCUGGAGGAAACUGAUUCAUGUAAGUCACUGGAUAACUGAAAACCCAGGUAACUUUAACGUUGAUAUAAUAUUAUUAUCUAACGUAUAAUCCAAAUUCAAAUUUGCCAGUUAUCCAUAAAAAAGACCUUUAUAGCCUCUAGAUUACUCUUUUCAUCUGCAAGAGCAUUUCAGCCUUUCUGUUUCUUUUAUGGCAAUGACAUUUUGAAGAGUACAGGCCAGUUGUUUUUUACAAUGUUCCUCAUGAUUUAAGUUGUAUGGUUAGAGGGUUUGGUUUAGGUUUGCCUAAUAAUUGAAUCCUUCUCAGUGAAUCACAUCAGGAAGCACAUAAUGUCAAUUUGCCUCAUGUUUUUAAGCUACUUUAUUGAGGUGUGAUUGACAUAACAAAAAGCUAUAUAUCUUACAACUUGAUGAAUUUAGAGAUAAGUAAGUAUACACCUUUGAAACCAUCACCACAAUCCAUGCCAUACACAAAUCUAUCACCUCCAGAAGUUUUUUGUUUGUUUGUUUGUUUUUGUGGUAUGAGGGCCUCUCACUUUGUGGCCUCUCCCGUUACGGAGCACAGGCUCCGGACGCGCAGGCUCAGCGGCCGUGGCUCAUGGGCCAAGCUGCUCCGCGGCAUGUGGGACCUUCCCGGACCGGGGCACGAACCCGUGUCCCCUGCAUCAGCAGGCGGACUCUCAACCACUGCGCCGCCAGGGAAGCCCACCUCCAGAAGUUUUUUCCCACCCUCUUUGUUAUUAUUAUGAAUGUGUAUGUGAUAAGAAUACUUAACAUAAGAUCUACCCUUGUAGCCCAUUUUCAUGUCUACACUGUUUCCUUUAGAAAUAGGGACUGGUUUGGGGACAGCAAAGGCUGAGGCUACUUAGGCGAUUUGGAUAAUCCAGAGUCUGUAUCCUGCUCUGCCAUGUGAGUCGGAAAUAGCUCUCUCGGCCUCCUGCUCUACCUCCCGUGCAAGAGUAUGUGAGCUGGGAGCAAGGCCUGGCCAGCCUCUCCUCCUCUGUUUUCAGGGUCCUUUUCCAUCACUUUUCUCAUCCUCCUCUGCCUUUCUUACCCUUCUUCCCCCGUCCCUCUAGUGCAUCAAACAAGAAAGCCACCAGCAAUUCAUGGUACAGUAGAAAAGGAACUGGGUUAAGAGGGAACCCAGACACUCAUCCCCAUCUUUUUCACUAUUUGUCUUCCGCCACCAGUCACCAAACCUCUCUGAGCUCAGUUUUUCCACUGAGAAAGGGAGAGAUGCAAUUGGAUGAAGGCGUUAAUGGGAUCUGCUUUUAUCCACCACCAUUCACCAUUAUCCUCACAACUACCACAUUCUAUGUUAUGA
This is a messenger RNA of Globicephala melas (long-finned pilot whale), 4221 nucleotides long. RefSeq names its product malic enzyme 1 (gene ME1). Gene Ontology annotation, biological process: malate metabolic process; pyruvate metabolic process. Gene Ontology annotation, molecular function: malate dehydrogenase (decarboxylating) (NADP+) activity; NAD binding. Gene Ontology annotation, cellular component: mitochondrion. Lineage: Eukaryota; Metazoa; Chordata; Mammalia; Artiodactyla; Delphinidae. The record is from RefSeq and is a predicted model, not a curated record.